AUGCCGGCCUUUGCCUUUUGGAAGAAUUCCCGGGCUGAGAAGGGUGAGGAACAGCUGGUGACGGGGAAAAAUACUCGAUCCAAUGCAACAGCUGCAACAGAAGCACUGGGUACGGCUACUGAGAUUGUGCACAAGAAUCUUGAUCUCGAUCCGGGAAAUAAGGACUGUGGUGUGUUUGUCUUCGAUCAGUCUUCUCUGGAGCCACUGACGCUGCCUCCGCGUGUGCCGCUGGAAAAGGCGGCUGAGACGGCGUGUGGAGAGGUAGAAAGGGGAUCUGAAGAUACGGGUGAACGGGAUGUCGAGGAUACAGAGUCUUUGUAUCCGGCUCCUUUGACUCCCAGACGAACAACUAGCAUCAUCGCCACCAAGCGCGACGUAGAAACCUCGACUGCACUCACCAUCUCAGCACCAUGCAGCAAUCUCAGCUCUGCCGUCUACACACACGAAAUCAAUACUCUGGCAUCUCCAUCUCGGCCCACAUCCUUCACUCCCGUGGACGCCACAACACCACCCAGUCCAUGCACAUCAGGCAGUCCCACCAAGGCCGCGUCUCCCCAACGCCACGAUUCCAUCGUGCGCCUCCGCCGCCCAGCAGACCUCAAUCUGGGCACGCACCCCGUAUCCAACACUUGCUCGCCGCGCUCCGAGCUCGAGCAGCGCCACGCUCUAAUCCGCAACUCCAAGACGCAAUCCAAAGCCGCACUGCGGUCUCCAACUGCGCUUCUGCACGACCGCCUGAACCUGCGGGCGCCGCAGCUAGACACAAAAACAACCACUACCACCACCACCACCACCACCAACACGACCAAACCCCGUGUCUUUGCCCCGCCACAAGCCCCAGAAAACGGGUGCUGGCUCCCGGGGCCCAAGGCCCAGGCCCAAGCCUUCACCAGCACGUCCAUUUGCGCGCGCACAGAAGCCAGUCAGCGGCCCGCAUGGUGGUGUAAAUUCGACAAGCUCGUUGUGUUCGACGGCAUCACGACGGAUGCACAGGGCGAGCCGCGGAUGCGCACGCGCACCAGCAAAGGGCUGAGUGUAGCGCGGCGCGGCGGCCGCCUCGAAUCCAUUGUGAUUCCGCUCGACUGCGCGCACUGCCAGGAGAUGCUCAAGCGGCACGAGUGGAAGUACGAUAUGCGCGUGUGCGAGCGCAGCGUGUGCUGGGAGUGCACGGAGCGGUGCAAGUGGGAGGCUGGAGAGGAGGAGAAACGACGGACUACUCAGACUGGGAAACACGAGGGCAAUAGGAUUCGUGCGGAUAGUGUGUUGCAAGAGUAG
Exserohilum turcica Et28A is the source of this 1275-nucleotide messenger RNA. RefSeq lists its product as uncharacterized. NCBI's taxonomy places the organism in Eukaryota, Fungi, Ascomycota, Dothideomycetes, Pleosporales, Pleosporaceae. Bases 1 to 1275 code for a protein of 424 amino acids. The record is from RefSeq and is a predicted model, not a curated record. The transcript is spliced from 2 exons.